CAAAGCGAGCAAAAUGGCACUGACUUGUUGUGUGAAGUCGUGUUCCAAUGGCUCUUACUGGCUAAAGAAGUGGAAAUCGCAGUUGUGCGAUGUGUGUGGUUGUUUGCAUAAGGAGAAACUGUGCUCAUGUGAACCACCAUUUAGAUUGUUCACAUUUCCAACCAAAAUCAAGAAUCCAGAGCGCAGAGAAAAAUGGAAGCAGCUUGUUGGACGCAGUGUGGGUAGUAAACUGUGGUCGCCGCCUAAGGACAGUAGGAUAUGUUCAAGACACUUCAUCGGUGGAGAGCCUACUCUGCAGAACCAACUCCCAACACUACAUAUGGGGUAUGAGGGAGCUGAGAAACGAGUGAAAAGAAUGACACUCUUCGAGGCGACAAAGCACAAACCUACUAAAAAAGCUUACGCGAAAGUGGAAUGUACCCCCCCCUCAGCAGGAAUUUUUUUUCGCAGAACCUAUUUAUGCCAGCGACCCAGAAGUUGAGUCCAUGCCGAAACCCAAGUUGACUGUGCCUUGGAUUUUCACGAUCCUUGCCCUCUUUCUUGGACUGUGUAAUCUUUUAAGCGAUCAGAAGAAGAAAAUUGCUAAACUGCAAGCAGAAGUGGAUUCACUUAAAAAAACAGUCAACCACUUGAAACACAAAGUGUACUGUGAGAACAUUAUAACCACGGAUAGUGAUACUAGUUUUUAUACUGGUAUGCCUUCAAAAGGAAUUUUUAACAAACUACAUGCUUUUAUCUCCCCUUUUGUAAAUAGAAGGUGGACUGGUCUUGUUUCAGUGUCAAAAAAUGUCAGGAAAUUUAAACUUUCUCGAUUUGGGCCGUCAUGAAAAUUAACUUCAAAAAGUGAAUUUCUAAUGAUGCUGAUGAAAUUAAGACUUGGACUUUUAAAUAAGGACUUGGCCAAGCGGUUUGACAUUUCAGAGACAUUAUGCUCACGUAUAUUCUUUUCAUGGCUACGAGCAACCAGUACGGCCUUGAAAUCCAUGGUUUAUAUUCCAGACGAGGAAUCUCUGAUUGGAUCAAAACCGCUGCGCUACCGCCAGCUGCAUGAUCUUCAUUCUAUUAUAGACUGUACAGAGAUUUUUAUAGAGACUCCCAAGGAUAUGUAUUUACAGAGUGCAACAUGGAGUGACUACAAACACCAUAAUACGUUAAAAAUACUAGUUUCAUGUGCACCGAAUAGUUCCAUUGUUUAUGUCAGCCCAGCCUACUUGGGAAGAAUCUCUGAUAAAGCUUUAACCCUUGAUUGUGGCUAUCUUGACAUGGUACCAUUUAACAAAAUGGUUAUGGCCGACAAAGGAUUCAACAUUUCCAAUGAAUGUGCAGAGAGGAAUAUAACACUGUAUGUUCCACCAGGAAAACGAGGACAUUCCCAAAUGUCAAGUGCGCAUGUUGAAAAAACAAAAAGAAUUGCAAAUCUGCGGAUCUUGAUAGAACAAGUUAUUAGACGCUUGAAGACAUUCCGGAUAUUGGCCAAUGAACUGCCUAUUUCUUUGGUUGGUCAUAUCGAUGACAUAGUAACUGUGUGUGCAGCUGUCAGUAAUUUAAAAGAGCCAAUUUAUAAGGUCUGAUUGGAUUUGACUGCAUGUGGUUUGUGUACCAAAAUGAUUGCUCCCAAACUAUGAAAAAUGUAUCUAAAAUGUUUUUUUCUUAAACAUGCUGUUGAUGUUUAUUAUGAUUAUUAAAGCUACACUCUCACAGAGCUCAGUUGCUAGGAAAAAUGCUAAAAUUUUCUAUUUUCAUAAAGGGUGAGUAUUGAGUAAGUGAAAAAACUCACAUUUUUUAACGUGGAUAUAUAUAUGAAAAACUUAUCGUUAUCCAAUAGUCUUUUUUCACUCAUUUAAAGACGAAGCAAAAAAAUGAAAAAACUGUCAAUCUGUGAGAAACCAGCUUUUAGAACUUUCACAGAAAAAGAAAAUAAAUCUUGAAAAAUG
Molecule: messenger RNA, 1934 nt
Organism: Mya arenaria
Lineage: Eukaryota; Metazoa; Mollusca; Bivalvia; Myida; Myidae
Exons: 2
Coding region: 14-481 (155 amino acids)
Source: RefSeq, a predicted model, not a curated record